CUUGUCCCCUCUACUUUCGCAAAAACAUCACAGACCCAAAAGAAAAUUCAAAUAUAUGAAAGAUUAGAAAAAAUUAAUUGAAUUUUGAAGACUGCACAGAGGGAAUCCAAAAAAGCAGCACACGAAGGAAAAAAGGCAGGAAGCAGAAGUUCUUCCCUUCCGAGACAAAGACAAAGAAGGCAGACUCAGAUUGCCUUUGCUAAAGAGAUCAGAAAGCCAUGUCGGGAGUAAGAAAUGUUGAAAGGGAGGUUGUAUUAGAGGAGAUUGAGAAGCUUAAGAAACAUCAAACCGAUAUCCAACAUCGCAUAAAUCUUCUGCAAACACAGUUGGAGCAUGAGACGCCUGCACUUUCAGUGGAGCCUGAUUUUAAUAAUAAUUGUGGGUGGAAGACUGUGAGUGGCCAUGGCUUAAGUGCAGAGAUGAUUCAGAGGUUCAGCCGCCAUUUGUUGCUACCAGCUUUUGGAGUUGAAGGUCAAUCAAAAAUAUUGAAGUCUUCAGUACUGCUUGUUGGUGCUGGAGGAUUAGGAUCACCUGCUGCGUUAUACCUUGCAUCUUGUGGGAUUGGUUGCCUUGGAAUCAUUGAUUACGAUGUUGUUGAGAUGAACAAUCUACAUCGGCAGGUAAUUCAUACUGAAGCAAAUAUUGGAAAGUCAAAAGUGAAGUCUGCAGCUGCUGCAUGCCAUGCGAUUAAUUCUGCUGUCAAAGUUGUUGAAUACAUGGUUGCAUUGAGCACUGCAAAUGCAUUGGACAUUGUUGGCAAAUAUGAUAUAGUUGUUGAUGCAACUGAUAAUGUAGCAACUCGGUACCUGAUCAAUGACAGUUGUGUGAUCUUGGGAAAGCCUCUUGUAUCAGGAGCAGCUUUGGGAUUUGAGGGCCAGCUUACAGUUUAUCAUUACAAUCAAGGUCCAUGUUAUCGAUGUUUGUUCCCUAUACCACCACCUAUAGAUGCUUGCCAGCGUUGCUCGGAUAACGGAGUCCUUGGAGUAGUUCCAGGCAUAAUUGGUUCUCUUCAAGCUUUAGAGGCCAUAAAGAUUGCAAGUGGAGUUGGGGAUCCCCUUUCUGGCCGUAUGCUUAUUUUUGAUGCAUUGCCCACACGGAUUUAUACAGUCAAGCUCAGGGGGAGAUCUCCAAAAUGUACUGUAUGUGGUGAUAACCCAGAGAUAUCUUUUGAAAACUUCCAAAAUUUUGAUUAUGAAAAGUUUACUCAAUCACCGAUGUCAGACAAGGGUCCUUUGAGUUUAUGUCUGCUUCCAUCUUCUCAAAGAGUCACAAGUAGAGAAUUCAAGCAGCAUCAAGAAAGUGGAAAACCGUAUGUCUUGCUUGAUGUUCGAGAGAACCACCAGUACAAAAUUGCUUCUUUGCCGGAUUCCUUAAACAUUUCACUGUCGCAUUUGGAAACCAAAGUCCAGAUAAUUCAUGAAGCUAUGAAAGAGAUGUCAGUUAAGCGUUCAUCACAGGAGUCAAUGUCGUUUGAGGAGGCAAAUGGAACAACUUUGGAACAGAUUUCAUCAAGAAUUCCCUUAUAUGUUGUAUGUAGAAGAGGUAAUGACUCUCAGAGAGCUGUUCAAUAUUUGUGUAGUCAAGGGUUUCAUGCUGUACAUGAUAUUAUUGGAGGCUUGGAGGCUUGGACAAAGGAGGUUGACCGCAACUUCCCUUCUUACUGACACUGACGAGUAGAAUUUUAUUGUUUCAAACCGUUUGCUAAUAAGCUGAACUUCUACGGAGCCACAGAUGAAUUUAUUGCCAGUGGUUGACUUAUAAAAAUUGUUCUAUUUACAAGACAUGUCAAAGCAAUUUAGGAAUGGAUAUUAACAAAUAAUAAGCUGUCAAAUUUUCAUCUGACAACUAUUAUCUGUUCACUGUUGUAAUGGACAGAUAUUUCCAAUUUCGCUUCUUGGUCAUUGUUGUUUCUAAUGCUGCAAAACUGUAAUACAUUAAAAUAAUCCCUAGAAUGGUUUGACUUC
Molecule: messenger RNA, 1964 nt
Organism: Cryptomeria japonica (Japanese cedar)
Lineage: Eukaryota; Viridiplantae; Streptophyta; Pinopsida; Cupressales; Cupressaceae
Product: adenylyltransferase and sulfurtransferase MOCS3
Exons: 11
Coding region: 219-1664 (481 amino acids)
Biological process (GO): tRNA wobble position uridine thiolation
Cellular component (GO): cytoplasm; cytosol
Molecular function (GO): thiosulfate-cyanide sulfurtransferase activity; adenylyltransferase activity; URM1 activating enzyme activity
Source: RefSeq, a predicted model, not a curated record